AUGACUGGCGGAUCCAAGUGUAUGUGUUUGAUUGGCUUUAGUCUUAUCUGUCUUAAAAUGGUCACUUCAGCAAAAACAGCUCCUGCAAUACCCACAAUCGAUCAGGCCUACUCAAAAAUCAGCAACAGUAUCACCGUAGAAUGGGCCAUGGUCCCUGGCGCUACCAGUUACCUGCUCACAGCCAAAGAUGGGGACACGGUCAUUGAAACUAUGGUGGCCACUCCCCCUGGCACUGUGACAGGCCUGAAGGCUGCAACGUUGUACCAGAUCACCAUCAGAUCCAUCAGUGCUGCGGGGAGAAGCCAGGCAUCGCCUCCGGCACAGGCCAAGACAGUGUUGGCAGCACCCAUUCUAGAAGUCAGUUCUCCAAGUCCAGACUCUAUUCUCGUACAGUGGGAAGCUGUCUGUAUGGCGAUCGGAUUCUCUGUGUCCGUCAUGCAGGCCAACGGCUUGGGAAGAAUAUGGAAAGAGAAUACCACCAACACCUCACUGACCUUCAGUGGGUUAGAUGCCGGCACCCUCUACACUGUAAAGGCAUAUGCGUGGAACUCCAAUGGAGUCCCUGGGGAUGACUCCACCUGCAAUCAGAGGACGAGUCCCCGUGCGCCCAACAACAUCCAAGUCUCCUUUGACGGUGGGACCCUGCAGGCGGCUGUGUCGUGGGCCCCUGCAGAAGGCGCAUCCAACUACACUGUGAUGGCGCUGAGUGGCUCCUCCCAGCUGAGCUGCAGCACGACCUCCAGUUCCUGCACCGUCUCUUCGCUCCAGUGUGGAACCGAGUACCAGAUCUCAGUCUCAGCAAGCAAUGAUGCUGGAUCUAGCAAAUCGCCUUCUGCAGUGACCCUCAGGACUGUUGCUUGUGCACCUGGAAGAGUCAUGAUUCAUGAAGACCCCCCUGGCCAUCUCUCUGUGGCAUGGUCAAACGUCAGUUUGGGUGAUUACUACGUGGUCUUUGUGAAGAGUGAUGAUGGUUUGGAAGUACACUGCAACACUUCCCUCACCCAGUGCAAUUUCGUAUCUGAGUGUGGCUUCACUUACUUCAUCAGUGUUUUCGCUUACAACAAGGCAGGGCAGAGUCCUCUGGGAGACGUAUUCAAUUACACCACAGCUCCCUGUUGUCCUAGUGACAUCAAUCCGGUGAUGGUGUCCAGUGACAGAGUAGAAAUCGUCUGGUCUCCUGUCCGUGGUGCCGAACUCUAUGAAACCAAGGCUGUGGAUGGGUACAAUACAGUUGAGUGCAACGACACUGUUCCUGCCUGCACACUGUCAGCUCUAGAGUGUGACACCAAGUACAACAUCACAGUGUAUUCGUUCAGCGAAGUCCGGGGCAGCAAUAUGUCAUGCACAUCCCAGCCUGUAACUACAGCUCCUUGCAGCCCUGAAAUUAAAAAUGUCUCAAAGGACAUAUUCUCUGUGGUUAACGUGCACUGGCAAUCUGCAAAUGAUGGUGCUGUUUACACUGUGACCGCCCAAGGGGAGAAAGGGCUGUAUUGGUGCAGCAGUACAGGAUGGUCCUGCGCCUUGGGCAGCUUGCCCUGCGGCUCACUGUUUUCCGUGACAGCUGUGGCAGAAACACCAGCAGGACGGAGCGCGCCCAGCUACAGUGUGGCCCUGGAAACAUUGCCAUGCUGUCCAGUUGGUCUGACAGUCACUCAGGUCACCCAAUCAGUAAUUAAUGUGAGCUGGACUAUUGGGAUGGUGGCGCAAACCUAUGUGACAGUUCUCGAGUCACACACCGGACAGUCUAAGUGUCGCACCCAUCAGAACCACUGCCUCCUGGGAUGCAUUGCAUGUGGAAUCAAUUACACAGUGACAUUAAAAGCAAUCAGUGCCUCUGGAUUGACUGCGGACUGUGCCUUCCAAAGUUACUCCUCUAAUGCUUGCUGCCCUUUGGGGGUGAAAUUAUACAGGCUGGGCCCUAACGGCAUCCGGAUCUACUGGCAAGCCUCCAGGGGCUCUGCCAACUACAGCACAGAUCUCUACGGCUCCAAAGGCAUUUUUACGUGCGCCCCGAGUGCUGGCCUCAGUUUCUGUGAUGUCACUGAGCUCCCCUGUGGGGACGUGUACACUGUCAUGGUCUCACCGGUUGCUGAGACAGGACUAAAGCUAACUUUCUGUCCAAAGAAAAUAUAUUCAGUAACCUGCUCCGGAAGUACACUUGGAAUGGUGAUUUACAGAGGGAAGAGAAAUGCAGAUUGACAUGCGAGCCCCAGGAAUCGCCAAAGCAGAGAUGUCACCAGAGUCAUCUCAAUGGUUAGUGAUUAGAGUGAAAAGAGACCUACUAAAAUACAAAAUGCCUCUAGGAUAGGAAAAGCUUCUUUGGCCAGUGGAAGACCAAUUUCUACUCCAUGGCCCAGGUCAGGUGUGUCCUCCUCCACUCAGCAGUUCCAGGUCGGCAGCUGGGAGGAUCCCAUACAGUCAUGGAGCCACAACCUCCUCCAGCAGGGCCAACAUAGGCCAAUAUGAAAGGUCUUCUCUGCAGGAAUUUUGUCUGAAAUGUCACAUCUAGACACACCACAGAUGGGAGCAACGUGCGUUUCAGCGGUGUUUCAUGGACACCAGCCCUCUCCAGGCAGCCUGCUCGCCACUCGGGCUGGCAGCAUUCACUGCUGGCAAAGACAAGCCACCUUUCAACAGAGAUGAUGCUUCACCCAAUACGGCACUGCAUCAGCACUCAAGAACAUCGGUUGGGAAAAAGGAGCUGGCAAGCAACCCAUGAUCACAAACACCCUUGUCACCAAGCCAGGGUGGAUGCUGAGCAGGUGGCAGGGUUUGCUGAGUCAGAGCAUCAGUUGAGAAGAGGCAUCUGCAGGAGUGUGUGCAGGUGAAACAGGAGUUGCUGCUGCUCUUGCUAGAAGCCUUGUCAUCUUUGAGCAUGCAAAGACAGUGCAUGCAGGGGCAACCAAGGGCAGAGCUGCAAACUGGCAGAAGGAUGAGCAUGCUGCUUUGGAUGGAGGAUCAUCCAUCUUGUUGGCUCUGUUCCCCACUCAGUCACUGCUUCUUCCAUCGUUGGAGAGACAAGAUGACGAUAUACAGAAAGAUCUGUUGUAUCUAGGAAUAUGUAUGUCC
This is a messenger RNA of Ochotona curzoniae (black-lipped pika), 3069 nucleotides long. It is a transcript of the gene FNDC7, whose product is annotated as fibronectin type III domain containing 7. The transcript is spliced from 13 exons. Bases 1 to 2199 code for a protein of 732 amino acids. NCBI's taxonomy places the organism in Eukaryota, Metazoa, Chordata, Mammalia, Lagomorpha, Ochotonidae. Gene Ontology annotation, molecular function: protein binding. The record is from RefSeq and is a predicted model, not a curated record.